Messenger RNA from Poecilia reticulata (guppy), 1535 nucleotides. It is a transcript of the gene vegfd, whose product is annotated as vascular endothelial growth factor D. Gene Ontology annotation, biological process: sprouting angiogenesis; vascular endothelial growth factor receptor signaling pathway; positive regulation of protein phosphorylation. Gene Ontology annotation, cellular component: membrane. Lineage: Eukaryota; Metazoa; Chordata; Actinopteri; Cyprinodontiformes; Poeciliidae. The record is from RefSeq and is a predicted model, not a curated record. Gene Ontology annotation, molecular function: vascular endothelial growth factor receptor binding; growth factor activity; chemoattractant activity.
GGGUGUGGUGCUGGCAUCUUAUUUCCCGUCACACGUUACGGUGGUCUGGAUCACAUUUAAAACACAUGUCGCUGCUCCUGGAGCGGCUCAGUAAGUCUAGACUUGACAAAUGAUAGAAAUGGAAUUUAUAAGUUAAUAGCUAUAUUAUAUUUGGUGCUGUGAGACCAGCAGCUCUUGAGACUUUGUCAAAACUAAAUUUCGUAGCUACUAUCACGUAGGGCUGUUUUCCCAUAAAAAUUAAGGCCAUCUCAGGUAGCAAAGCUGUAAAGUUGGAAGCCCUAAAAUACACUAGUAGUAAAGAGCUUUUUUACCCAGCAGGUCUAGCAGCCUCAUUAUCUGACUGGAAACCUCAACUUCUCCAUCAAAGCUUUAACAGGAACGUCCUGGUUGAAAGCCCAUCUCUCCUUUUGGCUUAUAGCUGACUAGGUUGCUGCAACAGAUGAGUUGUGAAAAGACAAAGUGUGUGGUCUGAGACUCUCAGCUGAUCCAGCAUUUGGAGAGGCAGCAAACUCUCAGAGCUUUCACAGCCCUGCUCACAGAAAACAAGGAGAGAGUCAACUGUGGAUGAUGAAGAAGAAGAUGACAUGCAGUCUGGGCUGGAUCUUUUUCUUGCUGUUGGAGCUCGGUUGGAUAAACAUGAGCUUCAGCAUGCACAGGGAAGGUGGCAACAGGGGAAGGAGACAGUGGGAGAAGCAGGUCCGCUCGUCCUCCAGUCUGGAAGAGCUGCUGCGACUCACAGACUUCCCGGACUGGAAGUUGUGGAAGUGCCGCUUGAAGCUGCAGCCACUCCAGGUCCAAACAGAGGCUUCCUCUUUUCCACCUUCGGUCGGGUCGCACCGCUCCACACGCUACGCCACGAUACCGUUUAGCCUGGAGAUACUUAAAGCCGUAGAAGAAGAGUGGCAGAGUAUUCAGUGUAUGCCCAGGGAGACAUGCAUCGAUGUGGCCCAGGAGUUGGACUCUCAUACCUCAGUUUUCUUCAAGCCACCCUGCGUAUCUGUUCACAGGUGUGGUGGCUGCUGCAACGACGAGGGCCUAACCUGCAGGAAUACGUCUACUGUGUACGUGAAUAAAACGAUUUUCAGCUUAACGCCUUUUAAUCUUGUACCAGAACCCGUGCUCAUAAAAGUAGCGAACCACACCACAUGCAGUUGCAUGGAGCCGGCAAUAAUUCGACGCAACGCUCAACUACGCAGGCGCAGUGGCUGCCCUCUGAUGAGACAAAUGUUGGAAGCAAAGGACUCUGGGAGACUUUGUGCUAGUGGAUGGAUUUGGGAUUGUUCAAGUGAAAAAUGCAUACCUUACCCCUCUAGUACAUCAGAGCUUCCCCUCAGGUCCUGGUUGUCGGACUGUGAGAUCGACGUGGAGCGCUGCGAAUGUCUGCCCAGACCUCAGCCAAUUGUGUGGGCACCCACAGGAAUUUGAUAAAGACUUAUUCAGGUGCAAACUGCCCAAGUAGAGCUUCACUGGACAUAACAAUUACGACAAGCUGCUCAAUGAGGAGCAAUGACUAACAUAAAAUGUCCUAUAAUUUA